AUGAAGUUAGAUUGCAAGGCUAUUAGAUAUCUGACAAAGGAUGACUGGCGUACAUUGGUUGCCGUUGAGAUGGGCAUGAAGAAUCAUGAGAUCGUACCAGUCAGUUUGAUUUGUAGCAUUGCAAAUCUAAAGUAUGGAGGUGGAAAGAAGGCAAUCAACAAUAUACACAAGUUCAAACUAUUAUUCCAUGAUGCUAGGAAGUAUGAUGGAUACAAGCUCACAUACCUUGGAUAUGACUAUCUUGGUCUCAAGGCAUUGGUAUCUCGUAAUAUAAUAGCAUUCGUUGGCAAUCAGAUUGGAGUUGGAAAGGAGUCUGAUAUCUACACAGUUGCCAAUGAGAAGAAUGAAGAGAUGAUCCUUAAGCUGCAUAGAUUGGGUCGUGUGUCAUUCAAGACGAUCAAGAACAAUCGUGACUAUCUUAGACAUCGCAAGUCAGCCUCGUGGCUCUACCUCUCACGUCUUUCGGCACUCAAAGAAUUUGCCUACAUGAAGGCACUCCAUGAGAAUGGCUUCCCAGUGCCAACACCAUUCGAUAGCAAUCGUCAUUGUAUCGUCAUGUCCCGAGUCAAGGGAUAUCCAUUGACACAGAUUGUUGAGCUGAGACAUCCAAGAAAGGUGUACAGCGACCUUAUGAACUUGAUCGUAAAGUUGGCCAACUAUGGACUGAUUCAUGGUGACUUUAACGAGUUCAAUAUUAUGAUUGACGAUGACGAGAGGAUCACAUUGAUCGAUUUCCCACAGAUGGUAUCGACAUCACAUCUCAACGCCGAGUACUACUUUGAUCGCGAUGUCAACUGUAUCCGUACAUUCUUUGAGAAGCGAUUCAACUUUAUUGGCGAGCAGUAUCCAAAGUUCUCUGACUACAAGGACAGUCUGUACAGUUUGGACGUCACUAUUGCCGCAUCAGGAUUCACCAAGGACUUGCAAAAGGAUAUGGAUGAUUUGACCAAGGAGCAAGAGGAUGAGGAGGAGGAGAGUGGAGAUAGCCAGGAUGAUGAUGGAGAUGAGGACAAUGAGCAGACGAAAGACCAAGUCACAGAGCGCAAAGUUGCCAAAGAGGAGAGCGACAAACAGGAAGAGGAGGAACAAGAUGAUGAGGAUGAUGAGGAUGAUGAGGACGACGAAAGUGAGGACGAAGAUGAUGAGGAGGAGGCCAAGGAUGAGCCAGCUCACGUUGCUCCAACCACCUCCACCGCCACCACUACCAUGGAGGUCAAACAAUUGACAAAGGAGAUGAGGGGAUUGAAGGCCAACAACAAUAGAAACUUCAAGUUCUCUAAUGUGAAUGAUGAGGAGCCAGCCCCAAUCGUACUGCGAAAGGAGUUCUUGCAAGAGAUGAAGGAGUUGGAGGGUGAUCAGACACCAGUGGAGGAAGGUGAUCAGCUGCCCACCAUCGAUCAACAGACAUUGGACGAGAUGAGAAGACAAGAGAGCCAACGCAAGAUUACACAACGUGUAAAGAAACAGCUCACCAGGUCGAACAAGCCCACAGUCACCGCCAGGAACACCGCCAAGUCAAGGUCAAAGAGUGAGAUCAAGAGUCACAUUGCCAGUUAUUAA
Molecule: messenger RNA, 1560 nt
Organism: Acytostelium subglobosum LB1
Lineage: Eukaryota; Evosea; Eumycetozoa; Acytosteliales; Acytosteliaceae
Exons: 5
Coding region: 1-1560 (519 amino acids)
Biological process (GO): maturation of SSU-rRNA; protein phosphorylation
Cellular component (GO): preribosome, small subunit precursor; cytosol; nucleus
Molecular function (GO): protein serine/threonine kinase activity; ATP binding
Source: RefSeq, a predicted model, not a curated record